This is a messenger RNA of Rubroshorea leprosula, 3394 nucleotides long. NCBI's taxonomy places the organism in Eukaryota, Viridiplantae, Streptophyta, Magnoliopsida, Malvales, Dipterocarpaceae. The record is from the annotation of a GenBank genome assembly.
AUUGUUCUGAAAUAAUUUGGGAAUUAAAUUGACUCUUCACCCUCCGUCUUCGCCUUCCCUCCUCAGAUCUAAACUUCCGGGGAAAGAUUAAAAGAACUGGGAAAUCAGUUCAUCGAUCUUGCCGGGAAACGCUGCAGACCCACUGAUUCUCCAAACAAUGGAUGAAUUUCCAGGGCUGUUAGCCAAAGACUUUGGGAUCAGACCCCAAGGUAAAUCCGCCCCGAUGGCACCUCCUCGGGGUAAUCUCUCUUCCGUCUCGAAUUUCGGACUCCGAUCCGAAUUUGGCCAAUCCUCUUCUGCUAACGCCGAAUCAUUAGCUCCCAUUUUUGACGACUACGAUCGCGAUGGUCUCUUGUUUAACGAUGUCUUCGGUGGACCUCCAAAGUACUCGUCCGAAUUCCGUGCGGCUGCAUCCUCGUCGUUUGAUUAUGAUUCCAUUUUCAAGGAUCAUAAUGCCAAGUCGUCUUCGAUGCCAGUUUUCGACAAGCCUGUGUAUGAUGAUGAUAUCUUCGAUGGGUUGCCAGGGCUAAAGACCUCUUCGACAUCGUCAGCUCCCAAGUACGACAACAUCUUUGCGUCGAUCUCAGGGUCGCCGCCCACUGCAAAGACUAAGAGGCAAAACAGCUCGCCUUUUGAUGAUCUGCUUGGUAAUCUAGGAAGGAAAGGGGAUGAGACGAAAACUGAGAGAAUGCGACCAGACGAGGAUGCGUCAGCUUUUGAUGAUUUAAUACCUGGUUUCGGAGGGAGUAGCCCCCCUCUCAGUUCAAAGUCAACUUCAGAGUCCAGCAGGUCCCAGAAACCAUCUUCAAAUUCAAUCAAAACCACCUCAAAUUUGAUGGAAGACCCAUUCUUUGUUUUAGAGUCUGCAUCAACUCCUGCAGAUUCAUCAUCAGGGUUGUUCACAGAUCCAAUGGAAGAAAUUAAUACACUCAAUGGAUCAAGGAACACAAGAAUGGAAAGUUCAUCUGUAAGUGGGGGAGUAUUUGAUGGUCUUGAGAAAUCCAGGCAGUCUGAGAUAAAUAAGAGAGGGAAGGAUAGAAGCAUGAAUGGUCAAGCCCCUACUAGCAAAGAGCUAUGUGAUAAAGAGGAUUAUGAGGGCUAUGCAAAGGGUAAAACAUCCUCCAUUGACAAUUUCCCAGAAUCUCAUCAAACCAUGUUUGGCAUGCCUAAUGUGUCAACAGAUUUUCCAAGAUCUGUUAGUCAAACUACUACUUCAUAUAUGAAUGCCAGUUCUAAUGAGACAAGUUCCCAGGUCAAUGCAACUCCAGGAUCUGAGUCAAAUUUUGACUCAUUGGCUGAUACAUGGCUUAUUGUGUCAGAGAUUCCUCUCGUCACACAACCAACAAGUGCUCCUCCACCUUCAAGGCCCCCACCUCCAAGGCCAUCACGAGUUUCAAAGUCCGCUGGAGGUUCCUUUUCAGCCUCAAAUGCAAAAAGGGUCAAUGAUUUUUCUUCAUUCCCAAAUUCUACUCAGUUUUCUCAUAAUUCUCAGUCCUGUACUGCUUCAAGAAGCUCAGUGACAUCUCAGAUGGAUGAACUUGAAGAUUUUGGCAUGGGUGGGACCCAAAAUAGUGUUAGUGAACAACCAGAAGUAUUUCCUGCUGAAGACUUUGUUUCAAACUCUGUUGCAGCUGCUUCUGCUGCUGCAAUGAAGGAGGCAAUGGAUAGAGCAGAGGCUAAAUUCAGACAUGCCAGGGAAAUGAGGGAGAGGGAGAACUUAAAGGCUGCUAGAAGUAGAGAAGCUGGUCUACUGGAUAAGGAAGAGAAAGUUAUGCAAGAUGCUCAAGAUAGAGAACUUGGGGCAAAACAAGAGAGAAUGGAGCGAGAUAAGCAACAAAGGGAGAGAGAUGAAGAAGAGACAGAGCAGAGGAGAUCUCGCCGUAGAGCUGAAAGGGCUGCUGUUGAAAAGGCAGCUGCAGAGGCCCGAGAACGAGCUGAAAGGGCUGCAGUUCAGAGAGCACAGGCUGAAGCCCGUGAAAGAGCAGCAGCUGAGGCCAGAGAAAGAGCAGAAAGGGCAGCUGCAGAAGCCAGAGAAAGGGCAAAUGCAGAAGCUAGGGAGAGAGCAGCUCUGUCUGAAGCAAGGUUUAGAGCAGAGCAAGCUGCUGUGGAGAGAGCUGCGGCGGAGGCUCGAGAAAGGGCUGCUGCUGCUACAAGGGCUAACCAGCAAAAGAAUGACAAUGAUCUUGAUUCCUUCUUUAGCAUGGGUCGAGCAAGCAGUGCCCCAAGGCCAAGAGCUAACUCUUCAGAUCCUCUUUUUGAUAUGCAGAACAAGGCAGCACCUGAAGCAGCCAGGGGAACAUCUGUUGGGUCCUCAUCCAGCCUUAGGAAAGCAUCUUCAGCUGCAAAUAUUGUUGAUGAUCUAACUUCAAUAUUUGGAGCUGCUGUAUCAUCUGCUGGAGAGUUUCAAGAGAUUGAAGGGGAAAGUGAAGAAAGACGAAGAGCCAGGUUGGAACGCCAUCAAAGAACUCAAGAGCGGGCGGCAAAGGCAUUGGCUGAGAAAAAUGAGCGUGAUCUUCAAGCUCAGAGGGAACAAGCUGAGAGACAUAGGAUUGCUGAAACACUAGAUAUUGAGAUCAAGCGUUGGGCUGCUGGAAAAGAGGGAAAUUUACGGGCUCUGCUAUCAACAUUGCAAUAUGUGCUUUGGCCUGAAUGUGGCUGGCAGCCUGUUUCUUUGACUGAUUUGAUAACUGCUGCAGCAGUUAAAAAAGUUUACAGGAAAGCAACUCUAUGCAUCCAUCCUGAUAAAGUGCAACAGAAAGGUGCCAACCUUCAACAGAAAUAUAUUGCAGAGAAGGUUUUUGACUUGCUCAAGGAAGCAUGGAACAAAUUCAAUUCGGAGGAGCUCUUCUGAAGUUCUUUGGGUGGUAAUUUAGCUCAAAUUCCAUGGCUUGGCAAACUGAUUAUUGACAUUUGCAAUGGCUGAAUAUUCCAGUGGCUAGACAGUCAAUCUACUGCCGUUGUCUGCUUCAAUUGAUGGUUUAUAUAUGGUAUCAGCAGUUAAUGGAGGCUUAAGACCAUUGUACAAAAUAGCCGCUGAAAUUACUGGAAGGGUGAAGGACUCUUGUACGGGUUGAUGUACAUUAACUUUCAUCCAACUCACACACGUGGAAGUUAGAUUGUACUUGUCGGGUGUGGAUUAUCAUUCAGCAAAUCAGUUGGGUUAUAUGCCUUUUGCGUCAUCUCGUGAGGGUAAUUUUUGUGUUGAUUAUUCUCUACAUUCAUUUUUUAUGGGUGUUUUUGCCCUCUCUUUUGUGCCGUGGCAAUAGAGAUUGAAAUGUUGAUUGCAUACCGAUAUGUUUUGUUGAUAUUAAUGCAGUCUGAGCAAUUUAUGAUUUUUUGUACUGCAAUGUGGAAACUCUGAGGCUUCAAUGCUUGAUAAAUGAACUUGGGCCAA